Messenger RNA from Lactuca sativa (garden lettuce), 1749 nucleotides. RefSeq names its product basic helix-loop-helix (bHLH) DNA-binding superfamily protein. Gene Ontology annotation, biological process: regulation of transcription by RNA polymerase II. Lineage: Eukaryota; Viridiplantae; Streptophyta; Magnoliopsida; Asterales; Asteraceae. The record is from RefSeq and is a predicted model, not a curated record. Gene Ontology annotation, molecular function: RNA polymerase II cis-regulatory region sequence-specific DNA binding; DNA-binding transcription factor activity, RNA polymerase II-specific; protein dimerization activity. Gene Ontology annotation, cellular component: nucleus.
UGUAGGCACUGUGCACUACACAUGAUAUGAUAUUAAUUCAUAUUAGAACUGCAAACACUCAUACAUAGUCCUCCCUUUAUAUUCCAAAUCGCCUACCUCCAUCCCACCUCAAUACCCUUAUGUUUCUGAACGUAAUCAGUAAGUGUGCAAUGGCUGAACAGUGCAAUGAAACCUCUGUUGCGACAUCUUCUUCUGCAGCAAAGUGGUGGCCGGAUGUACAUUCAAGUUCUCUCGGCUCCUGGACGACCGGUGGUGCUAAUUUUGCAAGUAACCAGCCAUGCACCAACCCUCAAGACCCUAACUCGAAUUGCUCUGGUGGAGAUGAAGAUGUUUCUAUUUCUACUUCGUUUACAACCAAUGCUUCAAACAACUCUGGGCUUAGCAUGGAGUCUUCUCGAGGUCUUGUAGAGAAAGCUUCCACCACUGACUUGUAUGGAGAGGCGGUUUCUGAUAAUCAUCAUCUCUGGAAUCAAGUUUUCAUGGGAGUGGGAACUACAGAGGAACUGCAGAAUAUAUCCACUCGGAUGUUUGAACCAGCUGCUUGCGAUUAUUUGAAGAAGAUGGACAGUGGAUGGGAGUUUUCAAGCCCAACAAAUCUCCACCAAUUUCAAAAGAGUUUUAAUGGAUUCAACGAUGGCGUAUUUCAAACUAAGAAUCCAUCUUCUGUAAGUACUUGGUCGAUUGCGCCCCCAGAUGUGGAAACAAAUCCACAAUUUGAUCCAUACAGCAGUCAAUUUACAACCAUCAAGAACGAACACACAGAUAGUACUGAUAUUGAACGUGGGGGGUUACUCCGAAGAGGAUUAAGUAGUCAUGCUAUUGAAUAUCAAGCAGAAAUCAACGACAUGGUUGUUGCUGAUAAUAACAAGUAUUAUUACAAUGGUAUGCCGGAUUUGGAAUGUGCUAACGGAAGGGGUUUUGUUGAUUUGGUUGCUUUUGGCAGCUCUUUAAACAAGCCACCAUCAGGUAUUGUGAAUUUGCGGGACCAAAGGAAACCAGACAUCAAUAGUUCUUAUCAGCCAAUAAGAGGAAGAAACAGCAGCACACUUACUAAAGUCAAUGGAAGAGGGAAUGGAGUUGCGAAUGAUCAAGGAAAAAGAAAGAAAUCAGACGACCACUCUGGAUUACUAGUAAAGAAGCCUAAGGUUGAGACAUCUACAGUUUCAUCAACUAAGGUUCAGCUUCCUAAAACAAAGCUUGGGGAUAAAAUAACAGCACUUCAGCAAAUAGUAUCACCAUUCGGCAAGACAGAUACAGCUUCUGUAUUAUGGGAGGCUAUUGGUUAUAUCAAGUGCCUACAAGAGCAAGUAGAGUUAUUGAGCAACCCAUACAUGAAGACUAAUAUCAUCAAGGACACAUGGGUGAGAUUCGAAGCAACAGAUCGAGGAGAUACAAAGCUAGAUCUUAAGAGUAGAGGUUUGUGCUUGGUUCCCACAUCAUGUACUCCUCAAGUGUACCAUGAAAACAAUGGAUCAGACUAUUGGACUCCAACUUAUAGAGGAUGUUUCUAUAGAUAGAAGGAUUUAUAUCUGUUUAACUUCGGAUAGAUAAGCUCAAGGCAACAACUUGUUUGGCUAUUUAAUUUUUCGCAAGAAUUUAUCGUAUAUCAAGGUCUUUGUCGUGAAUUAUAUUAGUAUAUAUAUGGAUCUAUAGUUCAUGUAUAAAGCUAAGUAAUCUAAUUAACUAUCUCCAAAUGUAACACAUAAAAUGGAUAGUUGAUAGUGAAAUUCAUAUCCUUACUUUUACUAA